Pecten maximus is the source of this 873-nucleotide messenger RNA. Its product is annotated as endoglucanase-like. The coding region runs from base 107 to 703 and encodes 198 amino acids. The record is from RefSeq and is a predicted model, not a curated record. The transcript is spliced from 2 exons. NCBI's taxonomy places the organism in Eukaryota, Metazoa, Mollusca, Bivalvia, Pectinida, Pectinidae.
UCAUUUAACGUAGAGAGAAUGAUUAUUUUGAUUAGAUUGUGAACGGACGUACGGACACAGACAAAGUAUCUAGGAAGUAUCAGCAUAAAGUAGGGGUAUAAAAAGAAUGAUUGUAUUUUGUUAUCAUGAUUAUAAUUAUGUGUAUUUGCUUGGUUUAGGCAAUGUCCAAGGGGGCAAGAAAUGCUCUGGUAAUCCCCUUAUGUACAACGGUAAGUUGUGUGGCUCCACCACCCGGUAUCAUGACUCACACAAAGGAGCGUGUGGGUGUGGUCACGGGGACACGCCCUUCGGCUGGAACCAGAACAACUACGUAGCCGCAGCCAAUCAGAUGUUCUUUGACUCUGGACGUCGAACGUGGUGUGGAUCUAAAUGUGGUCACUGUGUGAGACUAACCACCACAGGCGGGUAUGUGGACGGACAAGGUGGCCCUACAAGGGGUGGUGAGUCUAAGAUCUUCAUGGUCACGAACCUUUGUCCGGCUGUGGAUCCAAAUAUGGCGUGGUGUGCCCAGAGUGCGGCGCCGUGGGACGGUGGUGCCAACACGUUUGGCUACGCCUACCAUUUUGACUUGGAAAAUGGUGGUCAUCAGAUCGAUCGUCUUAAUUGGAACAACCCGGAAGUGACAGUGGAUGAAGUCUCGUGUGACGGUCACGAGAGUAUGACGCCCACAAGUGGCUACUACAGCCAAUGUGAAUGCCAUUAGUUGUAGGCAAAAGUCUAAACGUUAUUAACAUUUCCGGGUUAACCGUUUUAUGAUAAAGAACCUAUUAAGAGCUAAGAUAUGUUAAUGGUGUUAUAAUAAUAAAUACAUGCAAUUGAGCGAUGUCACGGUGUUAAUCAAAAGGCCCAAUGGGACAGCAUCGCUCCCCUGUU